UGAGCACUGGGUGGGACAGGGUCUCCCGGGCUGCAGCUGAAGGAGCUACGCUCGGGGAGAACUUUGGAAGGUAGGUCGCACAGUUGCGCCUCUGCCUGUUUUUCUAAGGCUGGAUGACAGUUCCUGCUAGUUAUCUACUGACUGGAGGCAGCAAACUUAAAAAAACAAACAAACAAAGCCCUGUGUCACCGAAAUUGCACUCUUUGAAAGACAGUUGCGUUCUUUUCUGUCUGUGACAGGUGUCUCCACCCAAGACUUCACGUUUAUAAGUCAGGAAAACUAGGGGUCAUAGCGCAUACAGGAAGAAGCAGGCGUGCUCCUUGCUUGUUGUCGCAGCGUUAAUUGUUGGGAGGCGUGCACUUGUUAAGGUCCUAGUAAACCUUGUGAAGCGCGGCUGUAAAACCUGGCAGUUCUGCUUCAUAGCUCAGGAAGGGGGUGUGGCUCUGGCACAGGUAGGUCAGGGCAGGCAGUAGUGUCUCCUCCUACCAUGGCUCUUGCUGUCCUACCCCUGUUUUAACCUUGUGAAGGGAUUUUUUUUUUUUUUUUCCUUUUUGAAGUGUAUGAACCUCUUUAUAAGUUGACCAGUGUUGUGCGCAAAGUUGUGUACACAUGACUGGUGUGGUUGUUUCCAUUGCAGGGACGGAAACCUGGGGCAGGUGAGCAUCCCUGCCUCCUGUUCAGUGGCUGGGGUGCAGUGUCCCUCUGUGGGGCCCAGUGCCCUGGGCACUCAGUUCCCUUUCUCCCCACCCUGGCCCUCCCCUGGAGAGGUGGGCACCGGCCCCUGCUGCUCUCCCGGUGGCACAGGUUCAUUCUCUGACUGUUGAACAUUUUCCACCUGGUUCCACAUGGCUAGAGCCUGCCUGCCUCGCAGUCCGGGGCACCUCAUCCCGCGUCCAGUUCUCUUCUCUCAUCUUUGGAGACGGAGCCAGGUCUUCAGCCAUCUGUACCUGCCGCAGAGUGCAGGGGAGGUGGCUGGGCUGCACUCUCAUCUGCCACCGCCAGAGCCAUCCGCCUGGCCUUACGAGGGAGAGGCUCGCUGUGUGUGACACCCCGGUGUGCUUUCAGCAUUGCUUUGAAGUCAGGUCUUCCUUGACCAUUGCUUGGGCCCUGAGGAGCCUGUAAACCCGCCACCUGGACGAUGGACAUGCUGCUUGAUGUUGCCGUUUCACUGGGUAGAAAACCCCUGAGGGAAAGACCUCUGCUCCAUGCUGUUCUGUUACUCUGACUGCAUGGAAACGACCCCGAGGCCCAGGCAGGCCGGUCACUGGUCACAGCAGCUAGUGAGCCUCACGUGCAGCCGCCCUGCAGAGCAGAGGAGCCCAGUCAGGUAAUGCUGCCAGUCAGCCCAGUAGCUGGCCUAGUGACGAGUUCCCAGCUGUGCGUAAUUUUCUUUUCUGUGUGUUUUUGGCGUUUCAGGUCUUGGGGUAUCUUACUGCAGUGGUUCGUCCCGGGGCCUUUUGAGACUCUGAGCAGUGGUAGCAUUUCUCCUGGAACGCAGGUGUGAAAGGGUGUGUAAAGCACCAGCCCGGAGCCAGGCUCUGUGGCCGGAGUUGUCCUUGUGUCCAUCAUCACUGUCACCAGCUGGCCUCGUCCUGACCACACCAGAGGUUGUUCUCCGGCAGUGAACAGUUCCAGGAAUACAGAGACCUUGUCUCUGGAUGUAGUGGCAAUGGCAGACGCUCUUUUGACCUGUGAUGGGAUUGCGUGUUUCUGUAGCGCUCACACUGUCGGGGAGAGCGGGGAUUGUUCUGACCUUUUAGAAAGAGGAGGGAAUGGGGUCCCAGCAGGUUCUGACAUACCAAUCUGGUCCCUGCUGGGCUUCCCCGGGUUUCCUCCACACUGCUGUCUGCUUAGGCUGCAUUUCACCCGGAGCAUCCCCGUGCGGGAAGUAGAUGGAAUAAGGGUCUGUUUCUGUUCUUGUAAUGCGUAUGUGGAUUGAAAUUAUUUUGAUUUGGAAAUAUUCUGACAAGGCACUGUUAGCAGAAAGUAUUUCUGUUAAUUAUUUGUCCUUUCUUUUUACUUGUCUGCUUUUUUUUUCAAUUCAUGUGGAUACAUUGAAGUCUCCAAAGGAAAGGAAAAUAUACACAUAAAAUAAUAAGGAAACAAGCCUGGUGAUGGAUAAGGACCGGCACAGGAGGAGGCUGUGUAGGGCGGUCCUGGUACGCUUAGAAGGAUGUAGUCACCCCGUCGUCAUGAAGGGCCUGUGCGCCGAGUGUGGCCAGGACCUGACCCAGCUGCAGAGCAAGAACGGGCGGCAGCAGGUGCCACUGUCCACGGCCACCGUGUCCAUGGUGCACAGCGUCCCCGAGCUCAUGGUGAGCUCCGAGCAAGCUGAAAAGCUGGGGAGGGAAGACCAGCAGCGCCUGCACCGCAACAGGAAGCUGGUGCUCAUGGUGGACUUGGACCAGACGCUGAUCCACACCACGGAGCAGCACUGCCAGCAGAUGUCCAACAAGGGCAUCUUCCACUUCCAGCUGGGCCGGGGCGAGCCCAUGCUGCACACGCGCCUGCGUCCCCACUGCAAGGAGUUCCUGGAGAAGGUGGCCCGGCUGUACGAGCUGCACGUGUUCACGUUUGGCAGCCGGCUGUACGCACAUACCAUCGCAGGCUUUUUAGACCCUGAGAAAAAGCUGUUUUCUCAUCGAAUAUUAUCAAGGGACGAAUGUAUUGACCCGUUUUCCAAAACAGGGAACCUUAGAAACCUCUUUCCCUGUGGAGACUCCAUGGUUUGCAUCAUCGACGACCGAGAAGAUGUCUGGAAGUUCGCCCCCAACCUGAUAACCGUGAAGAAGUACGUCUACUUCCAGGGCAUUGGGGACAUCCAUGCCCCAUCUGCGCCCCGGGAGCCCCCAGCGAGGAAGAGAGGUGCUGACGCUGCAGAGCAGCCUCUGUCCAUCAGGGACUCCGAGGAAGGAAGGCCAGCGUCUGCAGUGGAGAGUAAUGGCCUUGGGAGGCCCACCCGGGAGCUCAACGGGGGCCUGGGCCCUCGGGGGGUCUGGCCCUGCCAGGAGGAGGAAAGGGCUGCCCGGCCCACCACCCGCACCCCCUCGACUGACAGCCGUGGGCCUUCGGUGGGCGCCCAGCUGCGUGGAAAGACGCCGCCAGAGAAGAGGCCCAUGCGGGGUCCAGCCGGCCCCGACCCAGACCCGGACGUGCCUAGCGACAGCGGGAGCAGCAGCGAGUCUGAGGGCCAGCCCUCGCCCACCCCCUCCGACGGGGAGAGCAGGGAGAGGAGGACCCGGAGGAAGCCCCAGGCUGCCCUCGACGCCGGGAAGGCCACGCAGCAGGGAGGCCCCCCAGGUCCAGCCGGGGAGCGACUCGCAGGCGCCAACCACUGCGGGGAGCCUGGCACUGGUGUGCCGGUGGAUGCGCAGGAGGACGGGGAGCGGGACGGGCUGUGCGUGUUGGGUGGCGGAUGCACCGACCGCAAGGAGGCCGAGACGGAGUCCCAGAACAGCGAGCAGUCGGGCAUCACGGUGGGCGAGUCCCUGGACCAGAGCAUGGAGGAGGAGGAGGAGGAGGACGCCGACGAUGACGACCACCUGGUGCACCUGGAGGAGAUCCUCGCCCGCGUGCACUCCGACUACUACGCCAAGUACGACCGCUUCCUCAGUGGCGAGAGCUCCGAGGCCCCUGACAUCCGAAAGAUCGUCCCCGAGCUGCGCAGCAAGGUGCUGGCGGAUGUGGCCAUCAUCUUCAGCGGGCUGCACCCCACCAACUUCCCCGUGGAGCGCACGCGGGAGCACUACCACGCCCGGGCGCUGGGCGCGCGCAUCCUCACCCAGCUCGUGCUCGACCCCGAGGACCCUGCCCGGCCCACCCACCUCAUUGCCGCGCGGGCCGGCACGGAGAAGGUGCGCCAGGCCCAGGAGUGCGGGCAGCUGCACGUGGUCAACCCCGACUGGCUGUGGAGCUGCCUGGAGCGCUGGGACAGGGUGGAGGAGCAGCUGUUCCCGCUACGUGACGACCAGGGCAGGGCGCAGAGGGAGGACAGCCCCGCGUCCUUUCCCGACAGGCAGAACCUGCUCCCCACCACCCUAUUCCACCCGACUCCUGUGCACCCCAGGGCCCCACCUGGUCCUGAAGUCCGGAUCUACGACGCCAGCACGGGCAAGCUCAUCCGCACAGCUGCCUCAGGCCCCGGGCCACCCGGCGCCCUGCCCCACGCGGGGCUCUCUUCCUUCAGGGCGGUGCAGCCACGCCCCCAGCAGGUGUUUGGUGACGACCUGCCCGACAGUCAGGAUGGGGAGCAGCCUGGUCCUUCCCGGAGGAAGCGCCAGCCCAGCAUGUCGGAAACCAUGCCACUGUACACGCUGUGCAAGGAGGACUUAGAGAGCAUGGACAAGGAGGUGGACGACAUCCUGGGCGAGGGCAGCGACGACAGCGACAGCGAGAAGAAGCCUCCAGAGGAGGAGGAGCCGGGGCUCGGCCUAUUGCCUGAGGCCCUGGGGGCGCCGCGGGGGUGCCGGCUGGAGAGGAGCGCUGCAGAUGGCCGGGGACUCAGGGGCCACAAGAGGAAGCUGAACGAAGAGGACGCGGCCAGCGAGUCUAGCGGGGCAUCCAGCUGCGAGGACGAGGAGGGGGGCAGCUCAGAGGCGGACGAGAUGGCGGCUGCACUGGAGGCCGAGCUGGGUGACCUCAUGUGACCUGGGAUGGCCCGCAGCUCACCCACAGAAGGAUGUGUCUGUUUGCAGAGCUCCACCUGCAGAAACAUUAUUUUGCAGAAAUAGAUGUUUUUAGAAGUUACCACAGGAAGGCCAACUUGUUAAGGACAGCAUUGUGGGGAGCGCGGGCCACACCAGAGACCGUCGUUGAGGUCAGCCGGGCCACACGGCAGGGCCGAGCAUGGGGUCUGUCAUCAGAGGAGGGGUGUGGGCUGGAGCGUGGGGUCUGUCAUCAGAGCUGGGGGGGCGCUUAUGAUGUCAGUGCUGCAGCACGUCACUUAGGGUGAGGCCUGGGGCCCCGACAAGACUCAGGGGAUGGUGCGUGGGAGUCCGGCGGCGUCCUGGCUCUCCUGACGGAAGUGGCGGCGUGUGCAGGGUUUGAGUGAGGCUACGCGGCACGCACACACCUGUGCAGAGCGUGGAUGGGCCAGGGGGUGCCCAGCAUGCUGUGGCCCAUGGGGGCCCUGACACCAGGUCCCAUGGCUCCGCGCCCAGGCCGCCUCCUCACUCCCACGGGCAUCAGGACAAAGGCCACCGCCUUCAGCUCCUUCGUGAGAUCAGAUGUAAAGUUUUGUAUAUCUAUUUCAUAUGUGACCCACCGAACAGAUUUUUCUUUCAUUUAAUAAAACUCUUUUUUGUAA
Messenger RNA from Dama dama (fallow deer), 5305 nucleotides. It is a transcript of the gene CTDP1, whose product is annotated as CTD phosphatase subunit 1. Lineage: Eukaryota; Metazoa; Chordata; Mammalia; Artiodactyla; Cervidae. The record is from RefSeq and is a predicted model, not a curated record. Gene Ontology annotation, molecular function: RNA polymerase II CTD heptapeptide repeat phosphatase activity. Gene Ontology annotation, cellular component: nucleus. Bases 2115 to 4646 code for a protein of 843 amino acids. The transcript is spliced from 13 exons.